Williopsis jadinii is the source of this 2394-nucleotide messenger RNA. It is a transcript of the gene YME2, whose product is annotated as Yme2p. Gene Ontology annotation, molecular function: RNA binding. The record is from RefSeq and is a predicted model, not a curated record. Bases 1 to 2394 code for a protein of 797 amino acids. Gene Ontology annotation, cellular component: mitochondrial inner membrane. The transcript has a single exon. Lineage: Eukaryota; Fungi; Ascomycota; Saccharomycetes; Phaffomycetales; Wickerhamomycetaceae.
AUGGGGAGACGCUUUGUAUCCGAUGAGAUUGCUAAAAGGGAUAAGGAAACAGGUGAAGUUAUGGAUGCCGAGGAGACUGGUGUUGUCGAGAAAGACGACCAGGAGACGAUGCUGUACUUUGACCACAUCCUUCCGUUCCGGACGAGCGUAUGGGAUCUGAAGCAGUGGCUUGCCACGUUGUUUGUUGCUGAUAAAAGACCGGAAGCUAUAAAGGCCCAUGUGGCGAAGUUGGCCAAUCCCAAGGAUGCCAACGGUGUGGGCUCCAUUCCAGGCUUGGAGAUUACGGAUGUUGUUCCCAUGAAGAGGGACGGUGGCGCGUUUAUCAAGUUUAGGGUGCCUUCUCACUGGGUUCUUGCUGAGUUCAAUCAAAAGAUCCAAAAGAACAUCCUGGAACAGACUCAACAUGGAAUUGCCAAUUGGCUGCAACAGCCUAUUGCAUUCCAAGUUAAGGGUAAACCGUGGGUGGAGGAUCUCAGAAGAUACCCCAACAAAACCAUCAAGGUCAAAUAUGAAGGACCUGCCCUGAGUGAGGAAGAGCUCUACUCGCUCUUCAGAAGAUACGGCACCAUCAUAGAUAUCAUUCCAGACAGCUCGGUGGCAACAGUGUCAUUUGAGAGCUAUAGAGGUGCAAUCUGUGCAAAGAACUGUAUCACCGGUAUCACGAUUGAUGGAACAACGCUCCACGUUCAGUAUGAUAAGAACACGAGAAAGAACGCCUUGUGGGACUUCAUCGUCAAUCACAACAAGAUCAGUAUGCCUCUGAUCAUUGCUCUCUUGGCAGCACUAGCUGUGAUGAUUUUUGACCCGAUCAGAGAGUUCUUCAUCGAGAACAAAAUCACAAACAGGUUCUCCAUUGGAGAUAACCAUGUCGUCAAAUGGCUCAACAACAUUACAAACGUUACAAUGACGCGUAUCCAUGACAUGCUGGGACAGCAUGUCUCUAACGUCAGUCAAAGACAGCUGUGGAGUGAGCGUAUGGACAUUGUGAAGGAGCUGAAGAUGUGGCUGGAGGAAAACGUCAAUACGUUCAUUGUGGUUCGUGGUCCAAGAGGUUCUGGUAAGCAUGAAUUGGUUAUGCAACACGCGUUACAUGACCAUAAGGAUGUGCUAUAUAUUGACUGUGACAAGCUGGUCAAGUCGAGAAAUGACACUGUCUUCAUCAGCAAUGCUGCGCAUUCCAUUGGCUAUUUCCCUGUUUUCCCAUGGCUCAACUCCAUCUCCAGUAUCAUCGAUUUGGCAUUACAAUCAUUGACUGGUCAAAAAUCUGGGUUGAGCGAAUCAAAGGAAUCCCAAUACAGAAACAUGCUCUCUACUGCCCUUGUUGCCAUUAGGGACAUCUCCCUAAGAGGUUAUAAGCCGGUCAUUGUCAAUGGAACAGAGGAAAUCACCGUCAAGGAGGAAGAUUAUCUACAGCAACAUCCAGAAAAGAAGCCUGUUAUUGUGAUUGAUCGUUUCACGACUAUGAAUAGGGCAGAGUCCAACAAUUUCGUCUAUAAGGAGCUGGCAGAUUGGGCUGCCUUGCUGACGUCCAUGAACAUUGCACAUAUCAUCUUCCUCACUGAAGAUGUCGGUUCACAGACACUUCUGAGCGAGGCUUUACCGGACCAGGUGUUCAAGUAUGUGCUGUUGCAAGACGCAUCUAAAACAGCUGCUAAGGAGUAUGUCAUGAGCUCAUUACAUGAGGAUGUGGAUGAAGAAGACUCCAAUGACAGUCCUGAUGACAUUGAGAUGAAGAAGCGUAUUGCUGAGAAGAUCUCUCUAUUAGAGACGCAAGUUGAUCAAUCUUUGGAUCCUAUCGGGGGUAGAAUGCUUGACUUGCAAGCUUUUGUACGUCGUGUUAGAUCAGGUGAGAGUCCACAUGAGGCUCUGGGUCGUAUGGUGCAACAGACUGCUGAACAAAUCACGCAGAUCUUCCUUAACAAGGACCAAGGUGUCUCAAAUGCACAAGCUUGGGUCUUGAUUAAGAUGCUAGCAGACAAAGAGUUUGUCCAAUACAAGGAUUUCAUCAAUCAUCCAUUGUUUAAGUCUUCGCCUGAAACCUCUUUGGUGUCAUUGGAGCAGCACGGGUUGAUUUCCAUGACUCGUGACCGUGGUGUCAUCUGUGACAUCAGACCAGCAAAGCCUUUGUUCAGAGCUGCUUUCAAGAAUUUGUUGGAUGAUAGCAACACUUAUAGUGUGCUAGAGACUGCUUAUCUCUAUCGUUUAAUAGCAUUUGAGACUGGUAAGAUUCAGAAAUGGGAGAAGGAGUUGGAGAGCUUAGCAUGGUAUACGAAUAAGAGGGAGUUUAACAGCAGAAUGCAAUACUUGGCCAAUAAGAUUGAGGGCUCUAACUCGACCAUUCUUGAUGCUGAAGAACAAAUUAAGAAGUUGAAAUCGAUUAUAACGAAAAAAUAG